CGGCGUCCCGUACAUUACGGCCUGGGCGUCGUCAGCGUGAAACAAACAAACAAGCAAACUGCGUCGUUAACGGAGUUCUGAGGCCUUUAAACUUAAUAAAAAUGCACUCGGUAGCUUUGGACAGCAACGGCUCGCCCAAGAAACGUGCGUUAUCUCGAGGAAUGAGCGAGGAUGAGUCACUCCGAAGUAUAAUAAAGGAGACUGAGAAUUCCUCCAGGCGUCUGACCAGAAGCGACAGCCGAACAGACUCCCUGAAGAGGAGGUCAGACAGUCAGCAAUCGGACCAGGAUCUCCUUGUGGGCCUCCCAGAUGUGUUGGAGCUGCAGGCCAACUACGACGAAGUGGUGCAGGAGUUGCGUGGGGUGGAGAUCGAGCGAGAGGCUCUGUUGUUUCAAGUGGACGUCUUGCAGGACACACUGGUGGGUGUGGAGGAGCUCCUGGCAGAGGCCCAAAGAGAAGCUGGACGGGCUAGUUUGGAGUUGGAACAAGAGAGAGAAGCCAAGAAGAAACUGGAGAAUGUGGUGUACUCGCUGAUGCAAGAGGUGGAGCGAUUAAAAGAGGAGAGGAACACCAGCCCAUCUGCUGCAGUGAACACGCUUUCUACAGAGAAUGGAAGUGAGGUCCAGGAUAUGAGACAGCACCACCGAUUGAAAAACAGCUCAAAGGAGUUGACUAAAGUUUCACACAAACAAGAAAAGGAUUCUUCUUUGUGUGAAGCUUGCAGCAGUAGAAUAUGUGAAACUUCAGAGGACAUUCCACCUGAUGAAGAGAGCAUCCUCAUGAAGCUUCAAAAGAUGAUCAGUAAGCCCAUGGCCCACAUUCCUUCUCUUUCACUGGAUGAACCGGAUCACCAAGACGGGGUCCUCAGGAGGCCUUACGAUGAGGAUGGUCGGGAUCAGUCUCCUGAUAGGAACGACUCUGACAGCAUAAGUACCUAUGAAGAUGCAUCAGCUGACACUCCAGAGCAACAAAGGCUGUUUCCAGGUGCUGCAGAAGCUCUGGAGCUGUCUGAUGAUUCGGCCACUUCAGAAGGAAAUCGAGCUGAGAACAGCCAGGCCAGUGAGGGUGAACCCCGCAAUCCUGAUGCGUGCAUUGUGUCUUAAGCCUGUCUGCCACGCCGUUUAUCCACAAGUGGGUAUGAGGUUGGUGGUAAUUAUUGAUCGAUUUAGUCAGACUCUCAUACUUCCAGUUUAACCACUUAUGAUAUUUAUUUAUAUUCCCGAAAUAAUUCAAGGCCAACAGUGAUGCUCAGCGUUGUUGGAAUACACUGUAGUAGGGUAAAGUGAAUGGUCUACAUAUCUCUUGGUUUUUAACUUUACAAAGAAAGAAGCUCAGGUUCUUGGUGGUUUACAAGCUGGAGUUCUACUGAUGAUACUCUUUAUUUUCCAAUUAGUUCUAACUAAUUUCUAAAACCACAUCAGAGGAAUCGCAAGGGUGAUUAUGUCUUAAUUUCAUUUUAUAUACGUAAAUAGAAAAUACUCGGUGCUGUUUUGACCGUUUGCCUUUUUGAAUGUCAGAGUUCUCAAACUGCUGGAGCAAAAACCAAUUUGCUGGUAUAGAAACAUCUGUGGGCGCCCCAAUUAUUUAAGAAGGGUCUCGGUUCUUCAAAGAAUUUAGAGAACUUUAAGUCAUGAAAGAAGGUCGCUAUUUUUGGUCAUGUUUGACAAAUUUUUAGUCAUCGACAGCUCAGAUACUCUUAAGCACAGAGAUUUAAUUUGUGGUGCGCUAGAUAUUUUACGUAUGGGAAUAAUGUGCCAUGUGUUUACUGCCUCACUGAUCUUUACAUGAAUAUUUUUACCUUUGGGUCCAACUCUCUUCCUGUUUUGAGGGUUUUGGGAAGUGGCUUGGCCACAUUUGCACUUUUUGAAAUUCCUGCUUUAAAGCGUAAUUUACUGAAGCUACACCGAAAGCAACAUUACUUUUUUGUUAUCAGACAUGUUGGAAAGAAAUGAGCUGAGCUGGUGCAGGAUGUGUUUUCGCUGGCCAGAAAUAUGUUUGCACAUUUGGAGUGGAACUUGCUGAAAUUUAUUUGAUUGCUGUACACUUAGAUUUAGUCAUAUGUUUUUUUGUUUUUUAAAUGAUGAUGCAUUUCUUUUUUUAUGCUUGAUAAAUGAACAGGCUCUGUUGUCUCAAUGUGAUAGUGUGCAUGGGUGCCAAGAAUGUUUUUGUUUUGUUUUUUUUUUGUUUUUUAAAUCCUCACAUUGCACAUGAAACACAUUUAUUUAUAAUAUGGCAUGUAGCGCUUUUUACACAUAUAUUCAAUAAUGCAGUUAUACAAGUCAACAUGAUUUUGAUGUCUAAAAAGGAUUUUUUUUUUUUUUUCUUCAUUUAGUUUUGAAUCUUGCAACAAACAAAUAAAUGGCGGGGGAUGUCUUAAUAGUGCCACAUGCAUCUUUUAUACAAAGAAAGUCACAGUUUUGUCAGUUGUUUAUGUAUCAUUUUAUGAUAUGCUGUUUGCAUAGAAAUCAUGCUGUUGGUUUAAGUACCCUUUCAUAAUUUGUAGGCUGGUGUAUUUCUCAGUCUUCUUUCUGGCUGGGUCACAUGCUGUCAUUUGAUGUGCUGGC
Molecule: messenger RNA, 2564 nt
Organism: Thalassophryne amazonica
Lineage: Eukaryota; Metazoa; Chordata; Actinopteri; Batrachoidiformes; Batrachoididae
Exons: 7
Coding region: 102-1103 (333 amino acids)
Source: RefSeq, a predicted model, not a curated record